AUGUCUAUAUCAUUUCUCAUUGUUGCGUUAGAAUACAACGAUUACUUUAGAUUUGGACUUUUCGAAGACGAAAAUAUGUACCUCAAAACGUACUACUCUCUUUACUCAUUGAUACCGCUGUAUUUUGGGUCUUUCAUAUUUACAAUUGUAUGUGUUUUUGUUACGCACUUUGUUAGCAGAAAAAGAGAGGAAGCACUGUUUAACCUUCUUACAUUUAUUUCUGUUUUUUAUUUGAUCAUACCACUUUCAGCGUUUGGAAUUUUUAUGUCUGAUUACUUCGUGUACUCAUAUAACUUUAAUUGGGAGGUCGAAAACAAAGAUAUUGAAAAUUUCGUUUGUUUACAUAAUAUUAUAUUUAUAUAA
This is a messenger RNA of Entamoeba invadens IP1, 363 nucleotides long. RefSeq lists its product as hypothetical. Bases 1 to 363 code for a protein of 120 amino acids. The transcript has a single exon. NCBI's taxonomy places the organism in Eukaryota, Evosea, Mastigamoebida, Endamoebidae. The record is from RefSeq and is a predicted model, not a curated record.